AUGAACUCACUUGCAAAUAAUAAAACAAUUAAAAAUUUAACACUUGAUUUUACUAUUUGUUAUUAUGAAUCUGAAACAAAGAAUAUUAAUUUAAUUACCAAAUCAAUUGUAUCAAUGCUCGAUCAAAAUACAACACUUGAAUCAAUUUAUAUUAUUCCAAUUUCAGAAUUCAAUGAAAUACCAAAUUUAAAAAAAAAUACAAAAUGUAAAAUAAUGAACAAUCAUAAAAACAAAAAAUAA
Molecule: messenger RNA, 240 nt
Organism: Dictyostelium discoideum AX4
Lineage: Eukaryota; Evosea; Eumycetozoa; Dictyosteliales; Dictyosteliaceae
Exons: 1
Coding region: 1-240 (79 amino acids)
Source: RefSeq, a predicted model, not a curated record